This is a messenger RNA of Fukomys damarensis (Damara mole-rat), 2326 nucleotides long. RefSeq names its product palmitoyl-protein thioesterase 1 (gene Ppt1). Gene Ontology annotation, molecular function: palmitoyl-(protein) hydrolase activity. Gene Ontology annotation, cellular component: lysosome. The record is from RefSeq and is a predicted model, not a curated record. Bases 41 to 961 code for a protein of 306 amino acids. Gene Ontology annotation, biological process: protein depalmitoylation; receptor-mediated endocytosis; nervous system development. The transcript has 9 exons. NCBI's taxonomy places the organism in Eukaryota, Metazoa, Chordata, Mammalia, Rodentia, Bathyergidae.
UCCCGGGGGCGAGCGGCCACUCUCACAUGAUUGAGGCAAGAUGGCGUCGCCCGGCUCCCUGUGGCUCUUGGCUGCCGCUCUCCUGCCGUGGUCCUGCCACGCUCGGGCGCUGGGGCGUACUGAUCUACCCUUGCCGUUGCCGUUGGUGAUCUGGCAUGGGAUGGGAGACAGCUGUUGUAAUCCCCUGAGCAUGGGUGCUAUUAAAAAGCUGGUAGAGAAUAAAAUACCUGGAAUUUAUGUCUUGUCCUUAGAGAUCGGGAAGAACAUCAAAGAGGACAUGGAAAACAGCUUCUUCUUGAAUGUCAAUUCCCAAGUAAGGACAGUGUGUCAGAUUCUUGCUAAUGAUCCUAAAUUGCAGAAAGGCUACAACGCUAUGGGAUUCUCCCAGGGAGGCCAAUUUCUGAGAGCAGUGGUUCAGAGAUGUCCAUCACCUCCCAUGAUCAGCCUGAUUACAUUUGGUGCACAGCAUCAAGGUGUCUUUGGAUUCCCUCGAUGCCCAGGAGAGAGCUCUCACAUCUGUGACUUCAUCCGAAAAAUGCUGAAUACUGCAGCUUACUCCAAAGUUGUUCAAGAACGCCUGGUGCAAGCAGAAUACUGGCAUGAUCCCAUAAAGGAAGACGUGUACCGCAACCACAGCAUUUUCUUGGCGGACAUAAAUCAGGAAAGGAGUGUCAACGAGUCCUACAAGAAAAAUCUGAUGGGCCUGAAGAAGUUUGUGAUGGUGAAAUUCCUCAAUGAUAGCAUUGUGGAUCCUGUAGACUCUGAGUGGUUUGGAUUUUACAGAAGCGGUCAAGCCAAGGAAACUAUUCCCCUACAGGAGACCACACUGUAUACAAAGGACCACCUGGGACUAAAGGAAAUGGAUAAAGCUGGAAAGCUAGUGUUUCUGGCUACAGAAGGGGACCAUCUUCAGCUGUCUCAAGAAUGGUUUUAUGCCCACAUCAUACCCUUCCUUGAAUGAAGCCCCCCAAGUUUGUAACAGAGCUCAAGGAAUCCCUGACUCUUCCAAGCCAUGUGAAAGUUUUUUUUUUUUUUUUUUUGCCCAAUCCUGAGCUCAGAUCAGCUUGCAGCUAAUCCUUCUUUUGUUAUCAUCUAACAUGCCCUACUUGGAAAGAUCCGAAUCUUAUCCUUUGCUGCCUCCUAUCACCAUAUGGUGUUGAAUUAAAUUUUAAUUAGUUAAUAACUAGAGACUUGUUUUACACCCUUGUGAUGUGGUCAGGCUGACUCAGGAAAGGGAAUCUGCUGCACAUCAGUGCCAGAAUUGUGGCCAGGCCCCGAUGAGACUGAACAAAUGAAAGCAGCAGGAAUAAACGUCUAGCCAUACUUAAGGCAAAUAGAAGGCCAAGCCUGAGGCCUGAGGUGCUACGUAAAUACUAUCAUCUCAGUGUUAUUGGUGAUUUAACUAGUGCUCAGAAAGGUAUUGCUGGUAUAAUGUUUCUGCAUAAUUUAAGGCUGCUUUCUUGAGUCAUGUUUCCUUGUGUGGUAUCUUAGCAGUUGCUUGACAGAUUCCACUGGCCUACCGUCCUGCCUCUCCAGAGCUCAUUUUGUCUCCUCAGGUAGUGAUGAACUAGUUGCUUUGUUACAAAAGGAGGGAAGUAGUACUCAGUGGAGUUGCUUCAGAACAGAAAUACAUCUUGCAUCAUUUAAGACAGUGGGGAGGUGAUGGAAACAGAUGCAGGAGUGAAUGAGGCAGCUGGUUCUUCCUGCUCCAUCUUUGAUUAAUCUAUCUUUACUAUGGGCCUAGUGGCCUGGAUGCUAAUCACUGGCUGGAGAAAUAGUGGGACAGUGUAAAGAAACCAGCAUCUUCCAAACUGAUGCUGAUAUAUUGUGAGGAAAGAAAGACCUGAAGAGGCAGGUGCAGUGCUACACACCUGUAAUCCCAGCUACUGGGGAAGCUUGAGGAAGGACUAUGAGUCCAGCUGGAGCAAUUAACAUGACCCUGUCUCAAAAUAUAAAGGGUUGGGGAUGUAGCUCAGUGGUAGAGUGCUUUCCUAGGACACACAAGGCCCUGGGUUCAAUUCCCAGUACCUCAAAAAAAAAGAAUUUAAAAAAAGCUUCAAGAUUGUUCCAUGUGUCUUUACUUCUUUCAGCUCUUGGAAACCAACCCACAUUAGACUAAGGACUGAGAAUUCUUUAUGGUUAGUAGUGAAAACCAUCAAUCUACCACUUCUUACCUUUCUUAAACUUGGAAGUCUUAGCUCCCGCCUGAACACUUAUCAAUACAUUUUGGAUGACUUCUGUAGAGGGCCAGUGUGGAGAAAUGACUGAGCUAUGUUUUCAAGAAAAUACUGCAGUUUACCCUUUAUGGGUUUUCCUUCUUCUCCCA